CAACUUUGUCAUUGUUGCUGAUUUGUCAACACGUUACGUUGACCAAAAUAUAAAACACAUUGAGUUAAUUAAAAUUCAGCGUAUAAGAUAAAAUUAAUCAAUCACGUAGUCCAUGUAAGUAAUAGAAAUGCCUACAAGUGACAGCGAAGACUUUGAGAGUGCAGACGAAGGGCAAAGCAUAUCUGACAGGAAGGAAAGGAAGCAACGACUUUCCUCUUCAAAUUACAGUGAUAGUGCCUUAGAAACCCAACCAGGUCCUGAACAGUGUUCACCCAAUCCCAGAUCAACAAUUCAGCCUAAGGAAAAAGAGAAAACAUCAAAUGAUGGUUGGGACGACUUUGACAUUGAUGAUAAUAACUCAGUCGAAACAGCCAGUUCUGCAAAACAAAAAGAAAAAGUAGAAACAGUAUCAAAAGGCGAUGAUUCACAGGACACAGGAUGGGAUGACUUUGGCGACUGGGGCCAGGAAGAAACAGCAACAGAUAAUAAAAUUAAUACACAACCAUCAAAACCAUUACAGCCCGUACAACAACCAGACAAAGACAUCCGUGAAGUGACAGAGAGACUCGCAGCCACCUCCAGCAAGAGCUCCGGCUGGGGGUGGGGGUGGGGGGUGGACUCGCUGCUCAACACAGCCUCGGCUGGAAUAACAACUAUCACUAGUCAAGUCUCGCAGGGUAUAUCAACAGUGUUAGAGACAGGAAUAGGUGCACCAGACCCUGAAGAGUUGGCCAGGAGGAACCUAAAAGAGGGGGAUUGUAAAUCUACCACGGUUGAAGAAGUCAAAGAAUCGAGUAACGAUAGUGCCGCUGAUGUAGCGUUCCCAUUUGGGAACCUAAUUUCUGGUGUCACCAAGUUUGUCGAGAAUACCGGCACAAAAGUAAUAUCAGGCGGUCUAGACACACUCGAGACUAUUGGGAAAAAAACCAUGGAGGUACUACAAGACGGGGACCCGGGUCUGGCGCGGAAGCGUGCCAUGUUGGGGCUCCGCGCCGCGGACGCGCCCGUGCUGUCGCGCGUGCUCAGGGAGGCCAAGGAGAGGGCGGAGGGGGAGGACCGCCUGAGGGAGGAGAGGAGGGAGGCUAAAGAAGUGCAUUAUGAGACGCUGUUCGAUGAUUUUGAAGGGUUGGUCCACUUGGAAGCCCUAGAGAUGCUGUCGAAGCAGGUGAGCAUGCGCAUAGAGGAGCGGCUGCGGAGUCUGGAACCCCAGCCGCGACACGACGCCAAGGAGACGCUGCAGCAAGUCGCGGAGCUCUGUGAAAUGCCGGACGAGGAAGACGAAGAAGAUGAAGAACCGCCGAGCUCUGGUUCCAAAGCUGAGGUUUUCCACGAGAAACUGCAGACCGCUACACAGGAUCUCGGUUUAAGGCUGCAAUUUCAACAGCUAGUUAAACAAUACACAGACACCCUAGCCUGGUUGUCCUCCGAGGAUCCAUCCACCCAUAAAGCUAUAUACAAGAAGAGCGUCAGCGCUUUAGCGCAAGCCACCGCCUUAUCCGUGGAGAUAUAUCAUAAGGCUGCCGAAAUGCUAUUGGUCAAGACUAGGAGGUCUACUGCUGAUGAGGCUGAUGCACUGACACAAAUGACGGUCGUCCUAACGAAACACAUCAGUGAGCUGGCAACACAAUUCACGGAGAAAUUGAACUCUAUACCCGAUGAGAAUAAAGAACAGAAUAAUAACUAUAUUACUAACAUAUUUUUAGAGGCCGGCAAUAGUUCAACAUACAUACAGAACGCAUUUCAGCUGACACUACCAAUUUUACAGAUCGGAGCUGUAUAAAUGAUAAUCGUUAAUGCUUUAAUAUUGUCUGUAAAAAUUAAAAUAGUGAUAUUAUUGCAUGAUAGAAGUACAGUCUGUCUAUAAAAAGAUGAUAACGGAUUUUUGUGUGCCACCCAGUAUUGCCAGCCAAGAGGACGCAACGUCCCAUUUAUUUUCUACUGUUUAUAGGCAGAUUUUAGUUCGUUCUAAUAACAAAAAAGCUGGCCAUUCUCGAAAAUAUUAUAACAAAAUUAAUUAAGUAUAUCAGAUAGUAUGAAUUGUAAUUAUGCCUCUAUAUCUCGACGACCUCGGUGGCGCAGUGGUAGAGUACUUUGCCUCUGAACCGAGAGGUCCCGGGUUCGAUCCCCAGUCGGGUCAAAAUCAAAAUCAAAAAGGAAAAUUAUCUUUUUCUGAUUGGCCCGGGUGUUGGAUGUUUAUCUAUAUAUGUAUUUGUUUUAAAAUAUAGUAUCGUUGAGUUAGUAUCCCAUAACACAAGUCUCGAACUUACUUUGGGGCUGGCUCAAUCUGUGUGAUUUGUCCUAAUAUUUUAGAUUAAAAUCAGCUACGUUAUUUUUUUAACAAAAGAUAUGAUAUUUUAAAAAAUUGGUCUAAUUGUGUGAUUUGUUGCAAUAUUUGUUUUAAUAAUGUCACAGAUUGAUGUUACAUAAAGUUUAAAACAUUACACUUAAAAAUAAAUUUAAAAUAACACAUUUUAAAUAACUGUUUUAUUCACAUAAAUUCGCUAAUAAUUAAAAUUAUCAUGGCUGUUUACAAUAAAAAAAUAUAACAGAUUUUUUUUAAUAUAUUACAUUAAAAAUCUAAAUAAUCCACUCUAUCAAGAAACUUGACUUAAAGCGAACUACAUUUUUUGCCAUUGCAAUACCAAACAGAAUGGUCAAAAUUAGUUGAUAAACACACAGUGUUGCCGGCCAACAGGCGAGGGCCUGUGAUGUGAAUUCUAUAAAUGAGGAUUUAUUUUAAUCACUUUCUUGACGAGACUGUAAUUAAAAUUAUAAAUAAUAAUCAAUCUCUGAAUGUAAGCAACUAUAAUAAGGUUAUGUAAAAUAUGUAUAAUUGUUAUUUUUACCUUGUAUGUAUUACGGUUUUGUAUAAAAAUAUAUUCAAUGUUCAACAA
This is a messenger RNA of Plodia interpunctella (Indianmeal moth), 2894 nucleotides long. RefSeq lists its product as uncharacterized. The record is from RefSeq and is a predicted model, not a curated record. The transcript has 10 exons. Lineage: Eukaryota; Metazoa; Arthropoda; Insecta; Lepidoptera; Pyralidae. The coding region runs from base 128 to 1780 and encodes 550 amino acids.